AUGUUGGUGGAUAGUUGUGAUCAAUUUCUACAGGAGCGGCAGUUUACGGGGACUUCGAAUGCCUCCAUGAGGACUAAUCUCAACGACAAGUUGACCAAGCUGCACGUCAAGCAUCAGGCUGAAAUAGACUUUCUUGAAGACAUGAGGAGUUUCUCGAAGCAGAGGUCUACCAUAGAGAGAGAGUACUCUCAGAACCUCCUGAGACUGGUCCAGCAGUUCCUCGCCAAGAGAGACAUCAAGGACCCUCCCGGUAUUCCUCCAUGGACCGCUCCGAAAACAGAGUUUUACUUUAUUUGGAGGUUCAAUGGAGAGAAAGUUGUAGGGCUGAUGGAGAUAUGGAAGAUGCUGCUGCAGAAGACGGAGGAGGCCGCGAGGGCCAGAAUGAACGUCUCGGAGAUGCUCCUCUCUCAGGUCUCAGAGGAGAUGAGGCAGCAGAAGAGGAUCAAAGAACAGAGCUUUAAGAGACUGAUAGAGUCGGCACAAAAGAUGAACAGUGAGAUCCUGGAGUCUGUGAAGGAGCUGGUCACAUGUAAGAAAACGUAUGGCGACCAUGCAAGGAUUCGAAAGGGCGACAGAAAGCUGUUCGAAUCGACGCAGUCUCUGGAAAAGACUUACAACAAGUUUGCAGAGAGACUGAAGCAGUGUCAGAUGAAGACGACGGUCGCCAGAAACGACUAUCUGCUUGCCAUCACCACGACCAAUGCUCACCUCUAUAAACACGGCUCAGAAGACCUUCCCGCCCUCAUGAGGGCAAUGGAUGGCGAGAUGUACGAAAAAUCUCGCCACGUCUACAUGCUCUAUGCCCAGAUCGAGGCCGACGCUGCCAACCUGGUCAAGGCCCAAUUUGAAGACCUCCGAGAACAGUCUACAUGUUCUAAACUCGCUCCCUCUGCCUACAGCUGGGGACCGGCCAGUGUCCAGUCUGCUGUCGGUGACUCAGGACCUCGGAGCUCCGAGGAGUGGCUGGAGACGUCGUCCCAUGAGUUCUCGCUCGUCGAGGACGGAAUGAGUAUUGGGUCUGCUCGCAGCGAGGCCGGCCCUAAACACUGCGUCGCUCUCUACGACUACACAGCCCAGAGACCAGAUGAACUGUCCAUCAAAACAGACGAGGAGCUGGAGACCUACGUCCGUGCUGUGUCUCCCUCCUCCUCACCUCGCUCGUCCUCCAUCCAGCAGGUCCAGCUGAUGAUUAACUCUCAUCUCACUGGCCCGCUCCAAGACCUGGGGUCAGAGAGUCUGCACCAGGACGUGGAGAUCCUCAAUGGGACAGGUCUCAGUAAUGGAGACACCGACACCCUUACCCACAUCCCUUCCACAAACAGAGAAGUUACAGGAGUCACCAUGUGAGGGCACUCUACGAGUACACAGGUGACGACGAGGAUGAAACUGACGUUCCCGAGGGGGCGGAGCUUGAGCUGAUCAACACGGACGAGGGUGUGGACGACGGGUUCUGGAGGAGGUACCAGGGGAGAGAGGGAAUGUUCCCUGCUGUAGUGGUGAGAUCAUAUCCAAUGGAAUGAAUCACUCUUCAUCGUUCUGUGAGUCUUUGACGCGCAAUUCUAGACUACACCUCGUCUCCGCUCCCCAUUACCUCCCCUCCCCCUCCUCCAUGGGACCCUCACCAGUCACCCUCCACGACACCACACCCAUUACAAGCUCCACCCAUUACACCUUUGUCCAAGCUCCACCCGACGUCGGUGCAGCUCAACUCGGCACCGAGGGUCAGAGUUCAGCCAAACACCCCAGAGGGCGAACUGGAAAGAACGUGGAGAAAUGACAGUUUUGAAGAGUAUGACGAUGAGGAAGAUGAAGCCUCAUAUGUGUAGUGGCCCCACCACUUUACUAGGAUUCAGUGAACAUUCACUAGUUGCAACGUCAGCGAUUUUGUUUGUUUGUGUCUGUGUGUACAUCAGGUUCUGUACACGCAUUCUGCUCGUCGCACUUAAUUUGUGUAUGUUGACUUAUUUCACCAGAUCAUCACAGAGGUUCAGAUUACAUGUAUAUGCAUGAUUAUUCAUCACUCAGACAGGAUUUUGUCAGUUUAAAAUCAUUCUCUUAUUGUUCACCUUUGUUCUAGCUUAUA
Messenger RNA from Geodia barretti, 2083 nucleotides. The record is from the annotation of a GenBank genome assembly. NCBI's taxonomy places the organism in Eukaryota, Metazoa, Porifera, Demospongiae, Tetractinellida, Geodiidae.